CAGAGCCGCCCCGAGGGCUCCGCACCGCCCCCGCCCCGCCGGCGCUUCCGGGCCGCGCUCCGGGCCCGCCGGCGAUGGGGAGGCGCAGCGCGGCCCGGCGGGCGGACACGGGCCGGCGGUUGGAGCGGUUCGCAGCGCUGCGAGGCGCGGCCGCCCGGCCCGGCGAGCUGUGGGACGUGGUGCUGCUGACGGCGGCGGACGCGGCGCAGGCGGGCGCGUUCCGGGAGCAGCUGGCGGAGAAGCUGCGGCGGGGGCAGCUGCCCAGGAACGUCCGGUACCUCGUGUGCGCCGACCCGCCGGGGCCCAGGAUCGGAAAUGGUGGAUCAACUCUUCAUGCUCUUCGGUGCUUGGAAGAGCAGUAUGGUGAUCAGUGGACUUCCUUCACUGUGCUGCUAAUCCAUUCUGGUGGUUACAGCCAGCGUUUGCCAAGUGCAAGUGCCCUGGGCAAGAUCUUCACAGCUGUGCCUUUGGGCGAUCCCGUGUAUCAGAUGCUGGAGCUGAAGCUGGCCAUGUACAUCGACUUCCCCUGUCACAUGAAGCCAGGAGUCCUCAUCACGUGUUCAGAUGACAUAGAGCUGUACAGCACUGGAGCCACAGAAACCAUCACCUUUGAUAAACCUGGAUUUACUGCCCUGGCUCACCCCUCAGACCUGGCAGUCGGGACCACGCACGGGGUGUUUGUGUUAGAUCCAUCCAGUUUUUCAGGAACAGGAGGGGUGGAGUAUGGAUCAUGUUAUCGUUUCCUGCACAAGCCUGACAUGGAGACCAUGCAGCAGAGUGGUGCAGUGUGUGUGAGGAGGGAUCACCCUCAGCUCAGCUCCCCUGGGAGCCGUGGGGACUCAGGCACAGCCCCAGAGUGUGUGUACACGGACAGCGUGUUCUACAUGGACCACAGCACUGCCAAGCAGCUGCUGCUGUUCUAUAAGCAGAUGGGCACUCUUUGCUGUGAAAUAGAUGCAUAUGGUGACUUUCUGCAGGCCCUGGGGCCUGGAGCCACUCCAGAUUACACCAAAAACACAAGUAAUGUCUCCAAGGAGGACUCAGGGUUGGUGGGAGUGCGGCAGCAGCUGUACUCCCUCCUGCAAGGCACCGCCCUGAAUGUCAUAGUCCUCAACAACUCCCAGUUCUAUCACAUCGGGACUACUCAGGAGUAUUUGUUCCAUUUUACUGAUGAGAGCAAACUGAGAUUUGAGCUUGACUUGCAGCCUGUGGCUUUCAGCAUCUUCCCUGACACAGCCAAGAGCUUGGAUCAGCUGAGCAUCAUCCAGAGCAUCCUUGAGCCCGGGUGUGUGAUAGGGCCUGGCUCUGUCAUUGAGUACUCCAGAAUUGGGCCCGAGGUCUCGGUAGGGAAGGGCAGCAUUGUUAGUGGGUCCUGCAUACAUUUCAGUGUAGACAUACCCUCAAACUGCUUCCUGAGUUCAGUGAGUGUGAAAGUUACUGACCGAGUGGAGUAUGUCACCAUGGCGUUCGGUGUAGGUGAUGACUUGAAGAGGAGUGUGAAAUUGCUGUCGGAUAUUCGCUCCCUCCAGUUUUUUGGAGCCAGCUUCCCAGAGUGCCUUGACCUCUGGAGCAUAGAGGCUUCAGAGCAGCUCUUCUCCAGUGGGGACACAUCUUUGGGGCUGUGGACUGCAAGGAUUUUCCCUGUUUGUUCUACUCUAAGUGAAUCAGUUAGGAUAUCACUGAACAUGCUGAAUGCUGUGCAGCACAAGUCAGCUUUCAAACUGAGUGGCUUUCAACUUCUAUCUGUUGAAGAAAUGCUCACCUACAAAGAUGUGGAAGACAUGCUGAGGUUUAGGAAGCAAAUUUAUGAUGAAAUCUGCCUACAAAGACAAAAAGAGAAGUCUGAUUUUAGAACGAACAAUACUUGAACAAAUGUCCAGUUUUCAUUUAUGGCUGAUUGAUUACUUCCCAGCUUGUAAGAAUCCUAAGGAAAAGUACACAGAUCUCUUCUCUGAUCUCAUUGAAGUAGAAAUAAAGAAGUUGCAUGACAUUAAUAAAGCAGCAAAUGCAGAUAAACUGUUCUUGUGAUUAAAGUUGGGAAGUAUUUCAGAUCUGAAAACACUAAUUGGUGACUUAUUGUGGGUUGCAUGUUAUGUUUUGUAGUUCUUCUCAGUAAGGAUAUGAUACCAAAAAAAUUGUCUGUUUGGCUCAAAAAUGCUUUAAAAGCUUUUAAAGGGUAGAACAUUAACUCCAGCAACAUGGAAUAAUACAACAAUUUAUGUUUCUCUCUUUUCAUGCUGCCAUUUUGCAAUGCAGUUUACGUAGGCAGAGGUAAAAUUAUUAAAAGUGCCUUUAAUUCAAGACAUCUUGUCUUAAGCAUUAAUAAACUUUUCUCUUUUGUUUUGUAAA
Messenger RNA from Poecile atricapillus (Black-capped chickadee), 2349 nucleotides. RefSeq names its product fucose-1-phosphate guanylyltransferase (gene FPGT). The record is from RefSeq and is a predicted model, not a curated record. Lineage: Eukaryota; Metazoa; Chordata; Aves; Passeriformes; Paridae. Bases 75 to 1868 code for a protein of 597 amino acids. The transcript has 4 exons. Gene Ontology annotation, molecular function: transferase activity, transferring phosphorus-containing groups.